This is a messenger RNA of Paramecium pentaurelia, 1403 nucleotides long. The record is from the annotation of a GenBank genome assembly. Lineage: Eukaryota; Ciliophora; Oligohymenophorea; Peniculida; Parameciidae.
AAUGUCAUAGCUCCCAUAACCAGGAUAGAAAUCAAAGCCUCAAUCAAAUUUACCUUAAUCAAAUCUUCCCCAAGAUCAAAACUAGAAUCAAUUCAUUCCUCAAUAAGGAAUACCAACUUAAGUUUUACCUCAAGGCUAACCUUAAUAUAUGGUUCCACCUUAAAAUUUUGGAAGAGCACCAAUAAGCGGAUUGACAACACAACAGCUCCCACAUUUAUAGCAAUAAGGAUUUUAACCAUAGCCAUAAUCUUAGGUCAUAGGAUAAAAUGGAGUUCCUUAUUAGACAGGUCCAGUAUAAUUAAGUUCAUAACUAUUGACUGAAUAAGCAAUAAAAGGAGAAUCUAGAAUUGAAUAUAUACCUUAUGAAAGAGUAGUUACUGAAUAUGAGGAAGUGAGAAGACAAGUUUAAGUGCCAAUAACACGAUAAAUCACUGAUUAUUAUGCAGUUUAAUAUGAAGUUGAAUAUAUUCCUUAAGUAAUUUAAGAGAAGUAAAUUGGUAAUAACUAAUUCAAAAUAAUUAGAAUAUGUUCCAGUUGAGAGAAUAUAAGAGAGAACGGAAUAUUACACAGUGUAAAAAUAAAAUAUUUUGCCUGUAAGAAUAUCAAUAAUAAAUUAAAGGCUUAACCAGCUUUACAACCAUAAACUCUUGCAUAAUCAUAAACAAUUCAAACUUAAAGAGUUCAAUAACAGAUUGUUGUAAGAAUUCAAUAAUACAAUAUUAGACUUAAUAACCAUAGCAAUAUAUGACAAUAACAUAGUAGCCCUAAAUUACAACAUAUUAAGCUCCUUAAAUUUAAACAACUACAGUGAUGCCACCACAACCUCCAAUUUAAUAACAAAUUACAAGUACUUUUGUUUAACCUCCAAUUACUACAACGAUGACAGCAUCACCUGUUGUAUAAAAUACAAUAAUGCCAUAAACUCAAUUCACCUCUACAUAUGUUCAAUAACAGCCUUAAGUUGUAACAACUUAAUUAUCGUCCAUUCCAUAAACAAUACAAACUACAAGUGUAGUCCCAUAAACAAUAUAGACAACCAACGUUUUACCAUAGACAACUAGUGUUAUUCCAUAGACUAGAACAUUGAAUAAACCUCCAACAACUAUUAUCUAACCUUAAACUUCAAUUCCUUUGGCCACUACUACAGUUCUACCAUAAUAAUUAGCUCAAACAACUGGUUUGCCAUCUUCUAUUUAUAAAGACUAUCAAAGGUUGCCAGUUUAAGGAAAUUCACUUUAUAGAAAGACUUUACCACCAAUUUAACCUGGUUAAUUAGCUUAAACAGCUCCACCUUAGCAAGUAAAUUAAUAAUAAAUAUUCAGAUUCCAACUUAACCAUAAUAACCAUAAAAAGAAGCUAAACCAGAUAAGGAUAAGACAUUUUUAGAAAGGCUUUUCGAGUGA